Ilyonectria robusta is the source of this 1611-nucleotide messenger RNA. RefSeq lists its product as uncharacterized. Lineage: Eukaryota; Fungi; Ascomycota; Sordariomycetes; Hypocreales; Nectriaceae. The transcript has 2 exons. The record is from RefSeq and is a predicted model, not a curated record. The coding region runs from base 201 to 1346 and encodes 381 amino acids.
CGAAGCGCUCGAAGCGCUCCGAAAGCGACAACAAACAAGAUGCAACUGAAAGGCCAUCGCUGCCCCGAAGUGGCUAGGAACCCCGUCUUGUACCUCCUCAGUCUCCACCUCCACCAUCCCCAUCUAUUCGCGACAGCGAAUGGGGAGAAGACGAUGUCUAUACACUUCGCGAACCCGACCCUGAUACAGUCCCCCAAGAUAUGACGAAUCUCGGAGCGUACACCCCAGGAGACACUGAUCGACGAUCGGUUUAUUCGACAAUAAUGCAACGACACCCGGAAGUGACAAGCCCCAUAGUGUAUUCGCCGCUUGGGAGAGAUGUAUUUUGGGGUACUGAUGCGUUUGGCUCCGACGACCCCGUUGGCGAAGCUUCGCCUCCCAUGGGCCAAGGCCAACUUUCUUUGGACUACUUUCCACCAAUCAACCGUGGAGAUUCUAAUCCCGCCCCGGGGAUCAAGGACAAAACCUUAGAUGAACCAGAGUUCACAACGCCCAUGGAUUUGGACACCUCCUCAGAUGAUGAGAGUCUACCCGAGCUUACGCGAUGCAAAACCACAAGCUCCCGUGGUUCUUCGUACAGCGAAAACACUUUCUUAGACCUUAAUGACACUUCGGCAAAUCUUUUCGAUGAGGUUUGGUCCCUGACUUUUCUUCCCUCACAGGUUGGUCAGCAUCAUGCGAUUCAACCUACCCUUUACUACGAAAGACAAACAAGACAUACGCAGCUCGGCCCGUCUCCCACAAGAUCGCCUGAACUUCCUGUCAAUUCCCCUCCACUGGACGUGAACGAUACAGUUCCUCCCCUGGGAGAAGGAUAUUCUUGGUUCAACGGCGAUAUGUUGGGCGGCGAAAUUCUUUGGACUAGCAACUUGGAUGGCUCCUCUCCGGAAACUACGAGCAGAGGCCGACAGCCAAGUGCUCAUGAUACCGCCCCGAGUUCAACCAGAGUGACGAACCAAGGGCGAACCAACCUUGACAACAGACACAUCUCAGCACCAUUCAGGCCCAAGGAGGCCGCAGGCGCGAAACCCUAUCCCAAUAAUCCUCCUUCCUCGCCGAAGUCGACUACUUCUGGCCAGAACGGCGCUUCCCAAUGGACACGGCCAUGGAAACGUGAGGAAUACAAAGAGGACGGACUUUGGCUUUGCCCACGCUGUGAAAGAUUUCUAGACCGAGAUAACCCACUACCAGGCGACCUAGAUGAGGUGAUCGGAGCGCAUCACAGGCUGGGCAUAUCGCCUCCGUUUGUGCGGAAGGCUGGAGAGCCGCUCCGGAGAAGACAGUGCGGCCACUGCAAACGAGAAAACUUCUGUCACAUGUUGAAGCAGUUUGAAACAAACUGGUAGGCACCUAGGGUAGCCUAGAGGAAGUAGUUCUGGCCAAGUUGUGAAGUGAAAUGGGCGGGCGAGGACUACAGUAUUGGGUACUCGAGGCUCAACUUGGUAGAAAUCAACAAAGCCAAUUGUCCCAACCUCAUGUAUCGAUCCUUCGAGGAGUUUCGUCCGAGGGAGGUGGAGAGGCAGGGCCCAAGUCAUCUUCAAGACCUUCAUCAGCCGCUGAUGCCAACGCUCGAUUUCUUCUCUCGACGCGUCUUCUCCACGGCUUAUAGAU